Messenger RNA from Rotaria sordida, 1590 nucleotides. Lineage: Eukaryota; Metazoa; Rotifera; Eurotatoria; Philodinida; Philodinidae. The record is from the annotation of a GenBank genome assembly.
AUGACAAAAGCUGUUCAUUCAACUAAAGGAGAUAAAUAUGUAACAGCAACUUUAAAUCCUAAAGAACGUCCAAAUCGUCUAAUGGUUGAUGAUCCUACUAAUGACGAUAACAGUGUGAUUGCAUUAUCACAGCAAAAAAUGGAUGAAUUAGAAUUAUUUGAUGGUGAUGCCGUUCUAUUGAAAGGUAAAAAGCGCUGUGAAACAAUUUGUAUUGUCCUUGCUGAUGAUACUUGUCCAAAUGAUCACAUCCGAAUGAAUCGUGUUGUACAAAAUAAUUUGCGUGUUUGUUCCAGUGAUAUUGUUUCCAUUGAAGUUUGUCAAGAUAUUAAACGUGGUAAACGUAUAUAUGUUUUACCUAUUGAUGAUAGCGUUCAAGGAAUAGCAGGAAAUUUAUUGGAAGUCUAUUUAAAACCUUAUUUUGUUGGAGCUUAUCGUCCAAUAAAGACAGGUGAUGUUUUUGUUGCCCGUGCCACUAUGCGGACUGUAGAAUUCAAAGUAAUUGAAACUGAUCCAAGUCCAUAUUGUAUUGUUGCACCUGAUACUGUUAUACAUUGUGAAGGUGAUCCAAUCAAACGUGAAGAAGAAGAAGUAUCAUUAAGUGCAAUUGAUUAUGAUGAUGUCGGUGGUUUAGAGAAUGUUAAACAAGAAAUACAAGAAGUUCUACAAUAUUCUGUUGAACAUCCCGAAAAAAUCCUCAAAUUUGGUAUGACACCAACACGUGCUGUUCUCUUUUAUGGACCACCUGGUUGUGGUAAAACUUUGUUAGCAGAAGCUAUAGCUAAUGAAUAUCAAAUGAAUUUUAUUCGGAUUUCAGGUCCAGAAUUAUUAACAAUGUGGUUUAGUGGAUCGGAAGCUAAAGUACGUGAUACUUUCGGUAAAACUCGUCAAGUUGCACCAUGUGUACUCUUCCUUGAUGACUUGGAUUCAAUAGCUAAAUCUCGAAAUGGUAGUUUUGGUGACGGUGGUGCUGUCGAUCGAGUUAUCAAUCAAAUUUUAACUGAAAUAGAUGGUAUGAGUGCAAAAAAGAAUGUUUUUAUUAUUGGUGCAACCAAUCGACCGGAUAUCAUCGAUUCAGCUUUUCUUCGACCUGGUCGUUUUGAUCAUUUAAUUUAUAUCCCAUUACCUGAUGAAAAAUCGCGUUUGGAUAUUCUUAAAAUCACUUUAAGAAAAUCACCGGUAGCCAAAGAUGUUGAUAUGCAACAUUUGAGUACUAUUACCAAUGGUUUUAGUGGUGCUGAUUUAACCGAAAUAUGUCAUCGUGCAUGUAAACUAGCUAUACGUGAAUUGAUUGAAAAAGAAAUUAAUGAAGGAAAAGAACAACAACGUAAUGGACAAACAGCAACAGAUUCGAAUGAACCAGAAGAUCUUGUACCCGAAAUUCGUCGCGAUCAUUUUGAAGAAGCACUGAAAUUCGCACGACGAUCAGUGAGUGAUAAUGAUAUACGUAAAUAUGAAAUGUUUACUCAAACAUUACAACAAUCACGAUAUUUUGGUACACAAUUUCGUUUUUCUGACCAACAAACAUUACAAGGAACUGAUAGAAGUGGUGGUUAUCGUGAAAAUUGUGAUGAUGACGACUUGUAUGACUAG